AUGCUUUCUCCGCCCACCUUUUCUUCUAGAAGCAAGGUUUCUCUUUGGUGGAGGGAUCUUUGCUCCAUUGGUGUUGGCUCGGUUUCUUCGUCCACUUCAUUCUCUUGGUUCAAGUCCUCUAUCUCUUGCAAACUUGGCUCCGACCUUUGGUUUGAAUUUUGGAAUGAUAGUUGGUUGGGUAACACUCCUCUAAGAGAUGUGUGUCCGGUUAUUUUUGGUGCAAUUGAAGAUUCAUCGGCCAAAGUGACGGAUCAUGGGAUUUGGCAAGAUGACUCAUGGAUUUGGAGUUUUCCACCGAUUCAUUCUUCUAACGGGGCAGCCAUAGCUCAAUUAUCUUCCUUGAUAAAUCUUCUCCUUCCGGUUCAGCCCUCUCUCUCGGCUCUAGAUGGCUAUGUUUGGUGGCGCAAUCCGUCGGGUUUUUCGGUAAGUAAUGCCUAUGAUGCUAUUCUUUUGGGUUUACCUUCUUCUCCUCCGUUGAACAACACUAGUAUGGUAAUGUUUGAGUGUCUUUGGAAAACAAAAGUGCCUAGUAGUAUUCUUUUUUUUGGUUGGAGGAUUAUUUGGAAUAGGUUGCUGACUAAGACGAAUUUGUUCAAACGAAGGGUUUUACUCGAUAUCAAUAUGUUGUUUUGCCCUUUGUGUCGAGGGGUCGAUGAAGAUUUAGACCACAUCUUUCUUUUGUGUCCCGUUUCUAGAAUUUGGUGGUUGAAGUUAUAUCAGUGGCUUAGGAUUAUUGAUGGUGACGAGAAAAUUUCUCUUAUUGAUCAAUUUUGUUGGAUGGAGGACAUUUGCAAGAAUAAUUUCUCCUUUGACUUGGGUUGGUUCUUUUGCUUAACACUUUGUUGGAUAAUUUGGAAGUGUAGGAAUGAUGUAAUUUUCAACAAUUUAGUUGUUUCUCAUUUUGAUGGGUUUAAUUUGUUUAAAUCUUUAGCUUGGGAUUGGUUUAAUGCCUUUCAUAAAGGUUCUUGUAAUUUAUCUAGGGAUGAUUGGUUUUUUGAUCCAAGACCUUUUUUCACUUGA
Vicia villosa (hairy vetch) is the source of this 1020-nucleotide messenger RNA. RefSeq lists its product as uncharacterized. Bases 1 to 1020 code for a protein of 339 amino acids. The transcript has a single exon. Lineage: Eukaryota; Viridiplantae; Streptophyta; Magnoliopsida; Fabales; Fabaceae. The record is from RefSeq and is a predicted model, not a curated record.